GGAAAGCCUGUAUUCACCAGCUCAAAGGUAAUGCAGGAUAAAAGAAACAGUAGAAGACUUGGGGGAAAGCCUGUAUUCACCAGCUCAAAGGUAAUGCAUGAUAAAAGAAACAGUAGAAGACUUGGGGGAAAGCCUGUAUUCACCAGCUCAAAGGUAAUGCAUGAUAAAAGAAACAGUAGAAGACUUGGGGGAAAGCCUGUAUUCACCAGCUCAAAGGUAAUGCAUGAUAAAAGAAACAGUAGAAGACUUGGGGGAAAGCCUGUAUUCACCAGCUCAAAGGUAAUGCAUGAUAAAAGAAACAGUAGAAGACUUGGGGGAAAGCCUGUAUUCACCAGCUCAAAGGUAAUGCAUGAUAAAAGAAACAGUAGAAGACUUGGGGGAAAGCCUGUAUUCACCAGCUCAAAGCAGCCGAGGGGUGUAAGAUGCCCUUGAGUUCCUGCAGCUCCUUGUGAAAGACCUCUUGUCCACAGGACCAUUUGGGUCAUCAGGAACACAGGGAAAGGAAGUUGCACUGCAGUUACAUCAUCAGCCACCAUGAAGUCAGACGGGCUGGGGACGCCAGGCCUCCCAUCCACCGCAGGGAGAGGGACUGGUGCUACCAAGCCUGGAGACACUGGCCCAUUCAGGGCAAAGAACGUCAAGACCAAGCAGCCAGGCGACCACCAGAGCACCACGGCUAAAGCCAAGACUACAACCUCUGCAUCAGCCAAACCAGUGCUCAACGGUACGGCUGGCCCAGGGGGGGCUAGGAGGGAGGUAGCCACCGCUAACGGACCCAGGGGGUCCCCAACAGGUGGGAAGGGGACGAAGGACCAGGACAGGAAACCUAGCCCUAACCCUGGAGCCAGGCCCAAGACCUCUCCCUCAGGCACCACCUCCACAGCUCAGGCCAGGCCAGGGAAGCUGCAGAAGAAUACAGCAGGGAAGGGUGACUCUCUUCAGGGGGCAGACAGCAGCAUGGCCCACCCCGCAACUACCACCCCCUCCACAUCAGGCAGUGCCUCUCCUGACAACAGUUUCGGAAGCCCACGCAACUGCCCCACCAUGCCAGAUCUUAAGACAAAAACCCAGGCUAAAGUUCUGACCAAAUCUCCACUGACCAAACCCCCCCAGAAAACAGACACCACAAAGACCAACAGCCCUACCAAUAAGCCUAGCACCAGAGAGGCCAAUAAAGCCAAGCUCCCCGCUACAGGAAGAACAACAACUGUAGGAACAGGAGCCAGAGCAGACACAAAGGGGAUGAGCACACCAACAGGCUCAGCUGAGAACCAGGUCUCCAGACCUGGGUCAUCCCUGAGUGCCAGAAAGCCUGCGUCUCCCAGGAAAGAGGAGGAUAAGGAUGGUUCCAAAGUCUCAGCAGACAAAGCAGCCAGGAAGACCACAAAAACCACCCCAGCUACCGCAGCCACUGCCAAAUCUACUUCUAAACCAGUAAAAGCCAUCUCCAGCUCCUCUCCUUCCAAACAGCCUCCACUUGCAAUGGCCAAACCUGGGCCAAAGCAGAAUGCUACCUCUGAAUCUCCUACAGAGAAAGCCUCACCCAAGUCAGCGGGGCCAGUUAAAAACGUAUCCUCUGUCAUUUCAUCCAAAAAGAAUGCAGCUAAAGAGAAAGAGGGAUCUAAUGGUAAAACCUCUACAGAGACCCAGCAGGCUAAUGACACUGGUUCCGGAGCAGAGAGGGUCUCCUCACAUUCAGAUCCCAGAGAGAAGGCCUCAGAGCCAGUAGCAACAUCCACAGAGCAGAGUCCAGCUCAUAAAAUCCCACUACCACCAUGCCCCCAGGGCCACAGUGGAGGAGGAGACUCCCUCUCCUUACCCCUGAACGCCAGCCCUACGCUAAGUCCUCAGAAAUCUGCCAAACAACCAGGUAAACCUAACUGCACAAGAGGAGUCAGGGCUCUGUCCAAUCAGCCACCAGCAAUCAACCACAUAUUUAAUGGGAAUAACCAUGUAAGCGGAGAGCCUGCUAAGCGCACAGAGGGGACACACACAUGUAAACACACUCCUGGCUCAGUCACAGACCUUCCACUGGACACCCCAACUCCAGGCAGCCCUCUGGAGGACUCGUGGAGCAGCCUGCACCACCAGGUCAGUCCCGAGUCAGAAUCCGGCAGUGCCACCACCUCAUCAGACGACAUCAAGCCUCGCUCUGAGGACUACGACGCCGGGGGCUCCCAGGAUGACGUGGAUGACUGCUGCUCCAACGAGCGCGGCGAAUCCAAAGGGGGCGGCACCAUGCGUUGCCAUGACUUCCUGGGUCGCAGUAGUAGUGACACGAGUACGCCUGAGGAGCUGAAGAUGCUGGAUGGUGGACUGCGGGUCGAGGUGAGGCUGAAGGGGUGUGAGGUAGAGACCAGCGAGGAGGAAGGGGUGAAGCAACGCCCGCGCUCCUGGCUGAGCAGGGACCGAGACGAGGUCCCUGUUGAGGAGGAGGUGCAGGCCAAUAUUACGGUGAAGCAGGUCCCCGACAGCCAGCUCUUCUCCUCUGAGGAGUCCGAGGAGUCUGAGGAAGAGGAUGAGAGGUCAGAGGUGGAGGUUCUUCCUGUUCACCAGGCCCCUCUGCCUCCUGCCGAUCCCUCUUCUCAAUUCCAGGGCAUUGUGAACAUGGCCUUCGAGGAUGGAGCUGACCCUGGUCAAGUCAAUGAACAGCAGCAGCAACUGGACUACCAAUCAGCCUCUAACUUCCGCCGCUCUGUUCUGAUCUCUGUUGACGAGUGUGAGGAGCUGGGAUCAGAGGAGUGCGGGGUGCAGACUCCGCCCCAGCAACAGCUUGAUGACCCCCUCACGCCCUGCGACGUCUUCGGGAGCAACCCUUCUCCGGCCCCUCAGUCAGUCCCCAACUUUGUCUCUCACUCUGGGGGGCACCUGGCAUCGGACUUUCCCAAAAGCACACCUCAGCAGCAGCAGGAACAAGGCAACGAGUACGAGUCCAACAACGACAAACCCAACAAACCUAUUGUUUUCCUCACUGAGAUCCAAGAUCCUCUGGUAGAUGACCAUAACCCCACCAAAGUGGAGGGAGUAGAGCCCAGCCCUGGUUGCCCUUCUCUGGACCAUGACCCCACUGACCUGCCUCCCCAAGAGCGAGAGAGACCCUGCCACCUAGAACUCCGGCCUGCUGAAAAGUACAGCAAUGGAGGAUCACCACGCAAGAACCCCUCAACCAAGCCGAGCCAAGCAUCUGUACCUGUGCACGUAGACAGCAAGAGAUCAGACUUACAUACAGACUUAAAUGACCCUCAGCCGAAAGGGGGCUCUCCUAUACAUGCAGCUAUCCCACAAUCCCCAGCAGGUAAUGUAUAAUGAUCUACAUCUAGGAACCCACCUAAUUUAAACCCUGUAGCCAAAGCCCUCACCCAUUCUCCCUCCCCACCCAGCCAAACUCCAUUAGUCAAGUCAUAGUUAGUUAAUUAGUUCUCCCUUUGUAUCUUGCGAUCUCCUCUGUCUGAUAUAACAUGAUGCUCAGACUAUUCAUUUGCAUUAUGACACGUACACUUAUCCCCUUCCUCUCAAAAUGAAUAUAAUACAGAUUACUUGACUAGUUCAAAUUCAAAUUGGAUAAGGGGUCGUUUUUUUAUAUGCCCAUAUAGUGUAGCCGAAAGCUUGUUAUUAAUACACAAAACAUCUGUGUACCAGUCCUUUGAUUUGAAUUGGUAACACCAAUAUCAGUAAAAAAUGGAGAUUGGUCAAUCUAGAAACGUGCAGAAGUAGCUUAGCUAUAAUCAUCUUAUAACAACUGAACUACCUUUUUCAGAGGCUUUCUGACCUUGACUACUUAGAUUACUUAUGGAAAGAAAAAGCAAUGUUGAUUUCAAUGAGAAAUGAUACUAAAAUAUUAAGGCUGAGUCCUAAAUGGCACCCUAUUCCCUUUUAUAAGGCACUACUUUUGACCACGGCCCGUAAGGUCAAAAGUAGUGCACUGUGUAAGGAAUAGGGUUCCAUUUGGGAUACAUAUUUAGUGUAAAGUAGUGUGUCAUGUGUUGGUUAGAAACCCCCUGCCUUCUGACAAGGUGUGGCGGUCUGAUGUAGGCCUAGUUGUACAAAUGCACUUUGAUGUACAUAAAAAUGCAAAUAUUCAAUGAUUUUUCAUUGUUUCUUUUAGUGAAUGAAACGAAAUCCAACAACAACCAAGAUAUAUAUAUAUUUUUUUUAAUCAAAUGACACAAUAAUAUGCAAAGUGGCCAGUUGAUUUGGAGGGUAAAUCCACAAAUACUAAGCUGUCAUUACGACCAGAUUGCUUUUGAGAAAGAUGUCAAUCUUUGUUUUACUUACCUACAGGGACCCUUGCCUACCCAGGAUUGGCUUGUUUUUGUUAUUUAUUGUCAGACCCUUCUAACCUGUAUCUUCUCAACAGUCUGCUUAUCAAAAAGACAUCUGCAUGAUAGUAGUACAUGCCAUUUGUUGUGUCUUUUUAUUUAUUCCACCCAAUAUGUUUGUUUUUACUUCUUUUUUUACUUGUUUUAUUAUGUAAUGCUGGUUUGGUUCAAUAGACGUGUGGUACUGCCUGGUAGUUUUCUGUAUGUGGUGUGUCUAGAACAAUCUUUAUAUUCCAUGUCUCUCUUUUUUCACUCUCAUAUGAUACAGCAAAGCUAUUACUUAGUGAGGGGGCAUUUGGGAUGCAUACUAGUUACGGUCUAUCCCAGUGCAAAACAUAUCAAUCUUGUUUUUGCUGUCAACAGCAAUAAGGGGUCAAUUGUAUCAUCCAUUGCCAGCAUGGAUCUGUUAUUUACAGUGAUAUGGAAGCAGUGUUAAUUACAGAAAGAAACUGUACAUAAAAUCAGAUGGGAAAUGUUAGAUUAACCUAUGUACUUCCCUUUGUGUUGCAAAGUAAAGCAUUUCUGCCUGAAUGUAGGUUUUUGUGACAGUAUUAUAAUCAUAUCUGUACAAUACAAUAGUUCUAUUCAUUAGUUAAAGAUACCUGCACGGUUUAUUUCUUCAAACAUAUCACUGGUGCCUGAGCAAACUGAGUUAUGCAGAGUUAACUAACAAGCGCUGGCAAUGCAAUGAAUGGCUUACUGUGUUUUUUACUGGUGGAUAAAAGAGACACAUCCAGACAACUACAUCCCUCUGUGCUUGACAUUUAAGGCAGCUGUCCAUCCUAUCUGUCACCCACAGUCCAGGUCAGUGACUACUCAUGACUUAUGCAUAUGAUAUAAUUCUACAUUAUGUCAACAAUUUCAUAUUAUAAUCCAUUGGUCUGUAACUAGGUACCAACAAUGGUGAAAUGAGGGCCUCCUGCCUCUCUCCUAGUGGAAUAGAGGACAGGUUAUUGACUCAUCCUGUCAUUUGAUUAUUAAUGGAUGUUAAGAGGACACAGUUGCAUUAAGGGUGAAACUUUAGCCAUCUAAAUGUUGGGAUAAUAACAUAAAAGUGACAUGCAGGAUACCUUUGUAAUGACUAUGGACUUAUGAAUUGUUAUGUCAUUGUCAACUGUUUUUAAGGGGCAUUGAAGGACAAUGAGACAGACUGGAUCAAACAACAACCCCAACCUGUACACAUGACUGACGCUCCUCCAAAGCCCUCUCCACCAACUAUGAACUGAACUUGAGACAAGCUUUUGAGCACCUCAGCUCCUCUGACAACCGCAGCAGGAGGAGCACAGUGGGGUAGGAGGAGGAGAACGACAAAGAGGAAGAUUACAAUGAAGAGAGUGGUAAGUUUGUUGAGUGUGACUGGAGCAUGCUGAAGCAACUCCUCUCGGACCAGGAGUCCAGUCUCUGCUUCAUGAACCCAGUCCCUGAGGACCUAAACCUAGCCCAGUAUCUCAUCAAGUAGACCCUGUCCAUCUCCCGGGACUGCCUGGACACCCAGCAAACCUUCCUGCUCCACGAGAAGGAGACAUUUAAACGAUGGGCAGAGCUCAUAUCACCCCUGGAGGUCCCCACAACCAGCAUCACUGUGACCAGCUUCCCGCCCGAGUAUGCUGCCUCUCUGCAGGGGUAGUGGACCAUCAUGGAGCUAGAAACUUAUCACUGACAAAACCUAUACAGAAUUAAGCACUAAUGGAUCAUCUUGGAGUUAGAAACACAUCACUUGAUUGACAGGUUUAAGGACUAAGGAGACACUAUGUUAACUUCUUUCUGGAUUUAUCAACCUUCUCUCUAGAUUCAUCAACUAAACAACACUUCUUCUGAGACAGACACUACAACAGUACUUUCUAUCAGCGGGACCUGUGACACUUUCUCUCUGGACUUCUGUAACAUGUCUAUGGUUUACUGACAUCUACAGUACCACAAUUAUUCUGUCUUGAUGUUUGAGUCACCCUCUAUGUAUUGGUUGACUGUCUCAUGCUUUUUAUGCUGCUUUUUAUGAGCUUUGAGUUUUUUCGGAUUCUCAAACUGAACUUGUUUGUUUGCAUUCAGUCCCCUUUCACAGUGCUUGACUUGGACUGAAAUAGGUUCCAGUACUAAUUGUGGGUGCAGGUACUGUUUAUAUUUAGGUAAAGGAGCUCCACAACACCUUUCGAUAAGAGGAACAGGAGCUCAAGCCGUAGAACAUUUUAGGUGCCAGAACUCAGCUCCAGUGAGCUCCUGCCCAAGUCAAGCUCUGCCCCUUCAUCAUCUUCAGUUAUAUCCUUAAUACUUAAUGGACUGAGAGUUUAGACACAAAUAAGGUGUUGUGCAUGCGGCCAUUUGUGUAUGUUUAACUGUUUACUUGGUGUUCGCAACCUUCAGAAAGAAGAAAAUAAAAAAUACAUGUUUUUCUCAUG
Molecule: messenger RNA, 6712 nt
Organism: Oncorhynchus gorbuscha (pink salmon)
Lineage: Eukaryota; Metazoa; Chordata; Actinopteri; Salmoniformes; Salmonidae
Product: AP2-interacting clathrin-endocytosis protein-like
Exons: 5
Coding region: 535-3306 (923 amino acids)
Source: RefSeq, a predicted model, not a curated record